This is a messenger RNA of Amoebophrya sp. A25, 753 nucleotides long. The record is from the annotation of a GenBank genome assembly. NCBI's taxonomy places the organism in Eukaryota, Dinophyceae, Syndiniales, Amoebophryaceae.
AUGGGAAUCGAUAUCAAGGAUCGCGAUUUCUACACAGCUACACAGGCUGAGUACCAUACUCGCGAAGGAAUGGCGUCGAUUGAGCAGAGCGCUGCAGAAGUCGCUGCAGCGACUGAAGCUUACGAGGUAGAGAAAUCUGAGGCCGGUAACGCCGAGUCGAGUGCAAUAGGGGCUGUAGCAGAGAAAAAGUACGACGUGGUAGAACCAGAAGAGACCGCUCAGCCUUCAUCGAGGCAUGUCCAAGGCGAUGAAGAGGUUAUUACCUAUCCUUCACCAGAGGAGCAGGACCAGGAGGAACAGCAGGCGCAACAGAGUGAAGCCGCAGCGCCGGUGAACAGCCGUGUGUCCGCCAAACAGGAAAGUACUGCUGAAGGGGAAGUGGAUGUCCAGGAUCCUGCUUCUGAAGUGUUGUCGAAGAAGAGCGAUAGGCAGAAAAGCCAUCAAGGAGUAGAUGAGCCUGCUCCUGAUGCAUCCGCAGUGUCCCCUGCGAUGCCGGUAUCCCAAAUAUCAAGCGCAGGCGGUUCCGGUGUUGCGCAUCCGUACGCGCACGAGCCUAGUUCUGUUGCCACCACGGCGUCUGAGGACCAACGACUCCACGAGCGGCAACUGGACCAGCAAGAGUAUGCUUUCGCUGCAGCAACAGACUUAGGACCACAUGCGGAUGCGGGAGCCCGUCGCAUACGCGAUACCGCGCUUUCCGUGGCUUCUCCUGUGGAUAACCCGAUUGAUGCGCAACUGGCCGCCGAUCGUUGG